AAAGCGUCCACACGGUUGAGUGCCUCACGGUCCAGACGGUAACAGGUGUCCCGCUGCUCGGAGCGCACGAGACCAAAGUCGUGGACGGAAUGCAGGAGCUCGAGGUGGAAGAUGACCGGUAGACACGUUUAAAGGAAGCCGACGAGGGGGCAGAGGUCAAAAGUCUAAGGCGCUCCACGUGAAACCGGGAGAGGCCGUGAGCUUCCAACCAUGCAGAGGAACAAGCAGAUCAACAUCAGCCGGGCCCUUGCUCUGGCCGGCGCCUUCAACUUCCUGUUCUCCUGCGCCAGGGCCUGCCUGAUCCCCUUCCUCACCCUGUACUUUAGACAGCUGGGCUUGACCCCCGCAAUGACGGGCGUUCUCAUGGGCACCAAGCACCUCAUAUCGCUGGCAUGGAGCCCCGUGGCGUGCCUGCUCUCCAAACACUACAACAAGAGGCGUGCGGUCAUAAACAUCUCUCUUGUGUGCUCGGCGGCGGCGGCUCUGGUCCUGCUGCUCGUCCCGCUGGUGGAUGUGCGCCCGCAGGCCGGCAGCUGUAACCGAUCCGUUCUGAGUGGCGGUCCGACCCAAAUUCUGGGCGGCGACCUGCCUAGCAGCGUUGCACCCUCCGCAUCCUCAGCUAGAACUCAAACUAAAACCAACACAGCUCCUGCCUCCCAGUCUGGGGUUACUUCAACUGCAAAGACCCUUUCUUUUACUGAAAGCACACUUAAUCGUCAUAAUCAAUCCCAUCUUCAGCUGCCCCCAUUCAAUGCAACAGUGGUGGUCGAAAACAGCGCCGGAGAAUGGACGGUCGGCGGCUACGUCAUGCACCACCCCACCCCCUCUUCGGCAGCUCCAGUGAGGAGUAAGAGGUCAGAAGAGCAGCUUGGAGAAGAGAAGGCGGAGGAAGAGGAGAGGCGUUUUGAAUUUCUGGGCAGCCUAAAGUUGAUGGACCCUCAACACCAGCUCUUCUUCCUGAUACUCAUCAUCGUAUCGGUGUGGGAGUUUGUGUCGGCCCCUCUGGAGUGGACCGCGGACGACGGCCUGUACGAGUAUCUGGACUCUGCUGACGCCUCGGACCGCUACGGCAGCACCGGGGUGUGGGGUUUGCUCGGGGCGGCGUGUGGUGUCGGGGGAGCGGGCCUGCUGGUCAGCCGGCUGAGCUGCCUCAUCGCUGGCCGGAUCCCGAGGAGCGCGGUGCACUUCUUCUGCUACGCCGCUCUGGCAGCUGCGUCCCUCCCCAUGGCCGCACACCUCUCCCUCCACCUGAACAAGAAGCGGGACCGGGCCAGCGGGCUCCUCAAGGCCGUGCGGCUAGUGCGCGGCUCCCCCCGCGCCUUGCUCUGCGCGGUCACCGCCCUGCUGGUCGGGGUGGCGGGCUCCACCGUGGACAACUUCCUCCUGUGGCAGAUGCAGGACCACGGGAGCGGCGAGCUGCACAUGGGGCUGUCUCUGGCCGUCGCUCUGCUCUCGCAGGCCGCCUUCCCUCUGCUGGCCUACCGGGUGUCCAAGCUCCUCAGCCCGGGACGGGUGCUCGUCAUCGCGGCUGCGAGUCUCGGCCUGCAGUGCUUCUACUACUCCUUCCUCUGGGGGCCGUGGGCCGCGGUGCCCGCUCAGGUGCUGAGCUGCUUCAGCGGCGGGGCCCUCUGGUGGGCCGUGGGGCACCAGUGCGAGGACGUGGCCACGCCGGGGGCCGAGAGGAGCGUGAGGAGGGUCUACGACGCGCUCUGCCUGCAGCUGGGAAGUGGGCUGGGGAGCUUCGCCGGAGGCUUCAUGGCCCAGAGGUUCGGGCUCGCCUGGCUGUUCAGAGGAGUGGCGGUGGCUGUGAUGGCGUGGUGCGCCUGCCUGCCUCUGCUCCAGUGGAAGGCCCCCCGCCAGCGCAGGAUCAACUACUCUCGGCUUUUGGCAGCGGACGCGAGCGAAGCCAGUGACUCCGAGUCUGAACAGGAGAGAGACUGGCUGGAGAAAGCGAUGGAGGACGACAGAAACAGCAACAACAACAACAACAACAACUACUACUACGGACGGAGGGUAAACCAUUAGCCCCGGCAGUAUGACCAUACAAAAGGACACUUCAGAGAGUGCAGUAGCCUACCAGAGAAUACAUUUACAUAGAAUAAUUUCAAUCAGUGUGUAAAUAAUAUAGUCAUCAUAUAUUUAAUAAGGUUCAUUAGAAUGAAACGUCGUGGCAUCGCUUUCCAUCUACAGCGUCUGCGCUUGAGGAUUUCCUCUGAGCCACCUGAGCCCUCUCAAAUUAACAUUACCCGAAGCAAUAUUGUCUUUCUAGAGCCAACAAGGAAGCAGGAUGAAGGGCGGGCAGAACUAGGACUCGACAGUUCAGGCAACACGUCAACAGAAACACUGAAGCCUCUCCCGCUGAGCGUAAACACCAGGCGUGUGCUCAAGGUGAGGCUGGCCUCCUGUUUCACCACACCCAGUCUGUUUAUCUACAGCUGAAGCCUCCCCCAUCUGUGUUUGUGCCUUAUUUAUGGACUCUGUGAACUGAUGAAACGAUGAAACAUGGCGUUAGUGUGUUUUUAACUGCAGGAGGUUCAGCAGCUGUGAGCGGACGUGUUUGCUUCAUUCGUCUAAUCUGCAUUUCAAAGUGCAUUUAUUUAUUUCUGAACCUUUUGUCUCAAAGACAUGCUGAACGUGAAUUAAACGUGCCAUUUUCUUUCCUGCCAGAGUUUCUGUACGUCUUUUGUUGUAUUUGAGAUUCUUUAACCUGUUCCAGACCUGAGAGUGAACUAUAUUUGUGCUCAAAUAAUAUGACCCUUUGAGGAGCAUCUGUAAUAAAUAUAUACACAUUCAUCCUC
Messenger RNA from Cyclopterus lumpus (lumpfish), 2798 nucleotides. It is a transcript of the gene mfsd6l, whose product is annotated as major facilitator superfamily domain containing 6-like. The transcript has 2 exons. NCBI's taxonomy places the organism in Eukaryota, Metazoa, Chordata, Actinopteri, Perciformes, Cyclopteridae. Gene Ontology annotation, cellular component: membrane. Bases 211 to 2025 code for a protein of 604 amino acids. The record is from RefSeq and is a predicted model, not a curated record.